Molecule: messenger RNA, 3372 nt
Organism: Cynara cardunculus var. scolymus (artichoke)
Lineage: Eukaryota; Viridiplantae; Streptophyta; Magnoliopsida; Asterales; Asteraceae
Product: telomerase reverse transcriptase
Exons: 16
Coding region: 1-3372 (1123 amino acids)
Biological process (GO): telomere maintenance via telomerase
Cellular component (GO): telomerase catalytic core complex
Molecular function (GO): telomeric repeat DNA binding; telomerase RNA binding
Source: RefSeq, a predicted model, not a curated record
AUGAAAAAAAUUAAGCGGAUCGUACCUCAGGUACUAUGGAAAGUGUUCCGGAACCGAGCGCGCACCCUUGCGGAAACCAUACUAUCCUUGAUCCCUCCACCGUCGUCGGCGACGGUUCAAUGCCUGUGCAAGGGUAGUGGCCAUUGUCUCCGUUGCUGUUGCGACGGUGACCGUAUGUCAUUUCUGUUCAGAGAAAACGACCCCUCCGACUACCGUAAACUCCUCAAUCAGUGCUUUGUGGUUGUCUCGGACUCGGACAAUGCGCCCUCUCCUCCUCCUUUCGAUCCUCAUUCUCGCUGGUUCCAACUUGAGCUUGUUAGAAGGACAGUCGAAAUGAUAUCAUGCGAGAAAGUACCCACAAAAAAUGUGAUAUGCACAGGUUAUAAUAAGUACAAUCGCUCAAGCAUCUUUUUAGAAGCUCUAACGUCGGCGUCAUGGAGCCUGCUAUUGCAGAGGAUAGGAGAUGGCCUCAUGGUUUAUUUACUGAAGCAUUCUUCAAUAUUUAUGCCUCUUCAUCGAAAGAAACACCAUCAGGUGGCUGGAAUUCCCAUUACCGAUUUGUGCUGGAAACUCUUGAAGCAUCCAUCUGAUUCCAAGACUCAGCACCCUGCAGCAGGUGUUCCAGAGAGGUACCAUGAAGUUGAUUCCAAUUCCAAGAACGAUGAUAAUGCGGAAUACUCUACGAGUUGUCAUGGUGAUCCCAUAAUUGGCACUGACUGUACUGGAACAGCCCAAGAAAAUGCAGUUGUAGCUGUGGCUCAAUCUGGGAAGCGAUUAAGACCAUAUGCUUGGCAGCGCAGGAGUAAACGUAGGAAGUGGUCAUCUCAGGACAUGUGUGAUGCAAACUGUUCUUUACCUGAGAAAAAGGUAAUCAAUUUUCCACAGAUGAAAUUUCCAUGCUCUUGUUGUUCCGUUUGGCAAACGCUGCAGAAAGUUCCCAGAGGAGUUCAUAUUAGCAAGCGAACGAUGUUAUAUAAACUGGAACGCGCUUCAUCAAUUCUUCCAGGAGAACACAUAAUAAAUUCUCUGAGGCCAAAUGUUGCUGGUGCAAAUGCUCUCUUCAAAGAAAUUUUUGGGUUAACUGAAGCCUGCAUUGCUGCUCCACCAACCCCAUGCUCGCACAGCAAUGACAUUUGCAUUAGUGGAACAACAUGUCUAUAUCACUCUCUUCAUAAGCUGCUUAAGAUUCUUAUACGGAAAGCUAAUCAUUGCCGACGUCUAAGGUUAUUGAACAAGCAUAUCUUCAUACCCUCCUUGGAUCCAAAUCCUAGAGAAGACCACCAUGAUUCGUAUUGCUCAAAAAGGCAGGUGGUGUCAUUUAUAUGGGCGGCUUGUAGGAGCAUUGUUCCCCGAGAACUACUAGGAACUCCAUCUAAUUGGAGGAUCCUCCGGAAGAAUAUAUCUAUGUUUAUCAGGCUACGAAUAUAUGAGAAGUUUUCCAUACAUCAGUGUCUGCGUAAACUGAAAACAUCAAACUACCCCUUUCUAUUGGAUGAACACUCUCUCUGCAACUCUAUUAUAAAACGAAAUCUUUUAGAAAGAUGGACAUAUUGGUUCUUUAAAUGCCUUGUAGUGCCAUUGGUACAAGCUAACUUCUACAUAACUGAGAGUGAGCAUGGAAAACUAGAUGUCUUCUUUUAUGAGAAAUCGCUUUGGGAGAAGCUGAUGAAAAGCUCUCUCUCUUGCUUAAAGGAACAGUGUUAUAGUUUGUUGGAUGUGAAUGCUGUUAAAAGUAUUGUAAGUGCUAGGUCAUUUGGUUUUUCAAGGGUUAGAUUCCUUCCAAAAGCAAAUGGGAUAAGACCACUUGCUAAUCUUAGAUCAUCGUCAAGAUUGCCUCUGGGACAAUCCUCUUUGCAAGCUUACAAACGCUGGCCGCUGAGACAUCCACUUUCACAUUCAAGAAGGGAUGCUUAUAAGGAAUUUAAGGCUGUAAAUGUCGUUCUUCGAGAUUUGCAUGCAGCCCUAAAAGACGUGCAACUCCAAAGACCAGAAACAUUAGGCUCAUCAGUAUUCAGUUACAAUGAUGUGCACAGAAAGUUUCGUGAUUUCAUCUCACGUAUCAACAGAGGAUUGAACACUUUGCCUUGUGUAUAUUUGGUUGUAGCUGAUGUCCGGAAAGCUUAUGAUUCCAUUGAUCAGGAUAAACUGCUUCUUGUGAUGAAAGAUGUUAUAACUGAUGAUCAUCUCCUACAUCAAACACACCAAGUCAUCGUGUCAAACAGAUACAUGCAAGUCUGUCAAUACAUCAAUUUGUCUAGACAAUUCCGAUCUCAUGUUCAUGCUUGCUCAUCUCAUAGCAUCCUUGUUAAUCAGGGAAGAAGCAGAACAGCAAGGAAAGAGGAUCUCCAUUUUAAUCUACAGCAGCAUGUGAAGUACAAUGUGCUGCAUAUAGAUAAGAAGUUUUACCUGCAAAAUGUUGGUAUACCCCAAGGAAGUAUUUUGUCUUCACUACUAUGCUCAUUUUAUUUUGGGCACAUGGAAAAUUGCAAACUUGUCCCGUUUCUAGAUAAGGUUACUAAAACUGGCAUGCCAGAGUCUUCAGAUAGACGUUGUAUUGGUGAUCAUUUGCUACUCAGGUUUAUUGAUGAUUUUCUUUUCAUCUCAACCUCAAAGAAACAGGCUCUUGCAUUCUUCUCUAGGCUAGAAAGAGGAUUCUGCGACUAUAACUGCAACAUGAACAGAGAAAAAUUUGGCUUUAGUUUUGAUGUUGACAACAUCAAGCCACAAUCAAACAGGGUAUAUAUUGAUGAAGAUGGUAAUAAGUUUCUCCGGUGGAGUGGUUUGUUUAUCAACUGCAAGACUCUGGAAGUUCAGGCUGACUACACGAGGUACCUAGAUGCCCAUUUAAGUUCAACACUUACCGUCUGCUGGCAAGGGAAUCCAGGUCGUCAUUUCAGUGGAAAAUUGUGCGACUAUUUGCGACCCAAAUGUCAUGCCAUCUUCUAUGACUCAAACAUUAAUUCAGCAGCUGUCGUCAGACUAAAUAUCCAUCAAGCAUUUCUGCUAUGCGCAAUGAAGUUCCAUUGCUAUAUCUGUGAUCUAUCUGAUAUCUGCAGUUUUGACUCAGGAUCCUAUAUGAACAUCAUCCACAACUCUUUGAGGUUUAUGUAUAAGCUUAUGAAAAAACAGAUGUAUUCCCUGGAUGUUGAUCCUAGUUUACGACCAAUUCUCAAAGUGAAAAAGAGAGAAGUGGAAUGGCUUGGAUUAACCGCUUACUUUCAAGUCCUGCAACGAAAGCAAUCGAGGUAUAAGGAGCUACUUUCUUUGUUGAAGUCACAGUUGAAGUCAUGGAACGAAGGAAGGGUCUCAUCCGUCUUGAAGUUUGCCGCUGACAAGUCUAACUCCUCGGUACUAUGGAAAAUCAAGUAUUGA